This is a messenger RNA of Ectocarpus siliculosus, 159 nucleotides long. The record is from the annotation of a GenBank genome assembly. Lineage: Eukaryota; Phaeophyceae; Ectocarpales; Ectocarpaceae.
AUGGAGGACAUGAAGCCGAGGGAAAAGAUCACCCGCCUGCCGGCCUGCCUCCACACGUUUCACAGCAAGUGCAUCUCGAAGUGGCUCAAAGAGAAGCCCUGCUGCCCCAUCGACAAAGUUGCUGUCAGCGUGAACGACUCCGGGCAGACCGACUGCUAA